Molecule: messenger RNA, 1823 nt
Organism: Ricinus communis (castor bean)
Lineage: Eukaryota; Viridiplantae; Streptophyta; Magnoliopsida; Malpighiales; Euphorbiaceae
Product: cytochrome P450 736A117
Exons: 2
Coding region: 36-1562 (508 amino acids)
Molecular function (GO): iron ion binding; monooxygenase activity; heme binding
Source: RefSeq, a predicted model, not a curated record
AGUUAAACAAGAAUUCAAACAAUACAGAAGAAAAAAUGUGGAACUUCCUUACCCAGUUUUUUGGGCAUUAUAAUGGAACCUCCUUCUCCCUUACCGUAUCCCUCAUUUUCAUAGCCUUAACCUUGAUAAUCUUCCUCUUCAACUCGUCUCAAAAGAAAUCCUUGCCGCCUUCUCCACCUACCCUUCCAAUCAUAGGAAAUCUCCACCAACUUGGCUUUCACCCUCAUCGCUCUCUUCGAUCCAUGGCUCAAACUCAUGGCCCUAUCAUGUUGCUUCACUUGGGUACCCUUCCAACCCUUGUUAUCUCAUCAGCUGAAAUGGCCCGAGAAGUCAUGAAAGCCAAUGAUCUUGUCUUUUCAGACAGGCCUACAUCAAGAAUCUCUAAGAAACUGCUCUAUGACUACAAAGACAUAGCUGGAGCUCCUUAUGGUGAAUACUGGAGGCAGAUGAAAGGAAUAAGUGUUGUACAUCUUCUUAGUAGCAAAAGGGUACAAUCUUUUAAUAAUGUCAGAGAAGAAGAGACGGCUUGCAUGAUUGAAAAGAUUCAAAAGUCUUCUGAUUCUUCUUCACCUGUGAAUUUAAGUGAAGUUUUAGCUGCGCUUACCAAUGAUGUAGUGUGUAGAGUUGCCCUUGGGAGAAAGCAAAUAACAACGAAACAAGGGAGAAAGUUUGAGGAAUUAUUGGGAGAUUUUGUGGAAUUGAUGGGCUUCAACUUUGGGAGCUAUAUCCCAUGGCUUUCUUGGAUUGAUCAAGCGAACGGUGUAAAUGCUAAAGUGGAGAGAGUUGCGAAAGAGCUUGAUGACUUCCUAGAUGGAAUAAUUGAAGCGCAUAUGUGCAAUGAGCCCCGCGGGGAAGACAACAAGGAUUUUGUGGAUGUCUUGCUUUCCAUUCAGAAAGAAAACAUGUCUGGUUUUCCCAUUGAUCUAACAAGCAUAAAGGCUAUCAUCUUGGAUGUACUUGCAGCGGGCACGGACUCUACAUACACACUCCUGGAAUGGGCAAUGACAGAGCUUCUAAAGCAUCCAGGAAUGAUGAAGAAAGUUCAGAGCGAAGUGAGAGAAAUAGUCAACGAGAGAUCAGUAAUUACAGCGAAUGAUUUGGAGAGAAUGCUUUAUUUGAAAGCAAUAAUGAAAGAAACAUUCCGCUUCCAUCCUCCACUUCCGUUACUAGUUCCUCGAGUAUCAACUCAAGAUGUCAGAAUAAAAGGGUACGACAUUGCAACAGGUACACAAGCGAUUAUCAAUGCUUGGGCAAUAGGAAGAGACCCUGCAGUAUGGGAUAGAGCUGAAGAGUUUUGGCCAGAGAGAUUCUUGAAUAGUAGCGUAGAUUACAGAGGACAUGACUUCCAAUUGCUACCAUUCGGAGGUGGCAGGAGGAUCUGUCCAGGCAUCCAGUUUGCGACAAGUUUAGAAGAGCUUGCUUUGGCAAAUCUUUUACACAAGUUUGAUUGGGCACUACCUGAUGGAGUAAAAGAGGAUGAUUUGGACAUGACUGAAUCCGUUGGCCUUACUGUGCAUAGAAAAUUUCCACUUCUUGCUGUUGCAACUCCUCAUUUUCAUUAAAGCAUCUAAGCUAAGACAGGAAUAUUUCUAAUCAUAAUUCGAAAUAGAUCAUGAACAGCAUUUGGAUUCCGCCAGAUUGACCGCUGGUUUUGCGACACUUGCCCUUGUAAAAGAAAUAGUCAUAAUUCAACAGUAUGAAUGAUUGUCAAAGUAGGAAUGUGGACUUUCAAAGUUCAACUGAUAUUAUUUUUCUGUCUUUUUGUUAGUACCGUUGUUAUUUAAUUCUCUCUUUAAAUAAAUAAACGGAAAAUUUAUGGAUCC